UCUGCUUUAGUCAAUCUUUUUUGAUUGCCGUAAACGCUAAACGCUGUUCUCCCCUAUAAUUUCUAUUGAAAUCUCACCACAGAUUCCAAAAUGAGUCAACAAUUAUAUUGUAACCCGAGGGAGCCUAAAGAGUGGAGUCAUAACUUCUGCAGGAACGGUUUUUACUCCAGUACAGAAGUCGAGAGGUUUCCAGUACCUGAUGAAUUAGUUGGUUGGAAAGUUGAUUGGCCGGAAUAUGCACCGGUGGAAUACACGUCCUCAAGUAUUCACGGGAAACCAUGGGCUGAUCCUGACAUUUCAGAUUCUUCAUUCAAUCCCAAGUGGAAUGCAGAUGAUGGACCUAUCAACCGUAACUCGUGGGGACGAAAGUUUGGAUGUCCCUCUUAUAUUAUCACAGAGGACGGGCGACCAAGAAAUCCACUAGGUCGCACGGGAAUAACCGGUCGAGGACUCCUAGGUCGCUGGGGUCCGAAUCACGCAGCGAAUUUCAUAAUCACAAGGUGGAGAUCCGACUCCACGUUUCCAGCUAAAGCAGAAGAGAUCAGUGAAACCGAUGAGCACAAAAAGGUUGAAAAUAAUGAAAAUUGUGAAACGACGAAAAACAAGGGCAAUACCCAACUAAAGAAAGACGUUCUCCAAUUCAUGGCCAUUCAGAGGCGAGACACAAAACAGUGGGCAAUACCUGGGAAAAUGGUGGACCCUGGAGAAUCGGCGGAGGACACUCUGGAACGAGAAGUUAUAAGGGAAACGCUGAAUUUUUUUCCCAAAAAAACAGGUUAUGAAAAGGAGUGGAAAUUGGUGAUAAAGAAAUUCACGAAGACAGAUCUCGUGUACAAAGGAUACAUGGACGAUCCUAGGAACACAGAUAAUGCUUGGAUUGAAACGACAGCAGUAAAUUUCCACGAUAAUGAGGGGUCGGCCUUCAGUAAAAUGCCCCUCACGGCAGGAGGUGAUUCGUAUAAUGUUAAGUGGGUGGAUAUCGAUGAAAGUUUAGACAUUGAUGCCGAGCACAAAAAGCUUCUGCAAUUCGUUGUGCGACUUAGAAAUGCCCAUCCAGUCAUAGGUCCCUGAGAGGAUCAUUCCAAAAAGAAUUCUAUUUAUUGUUCGAUAACACGAUAAUCUUUCGAAGGAUUUAAUCCAGUUGAUUCAAUCUGUCAUGUAAAAAUAAAAUUCUCUUUAAAAUUUA
This is a messenger RNA of Fopius arisanus, 1186 nucleotides long. Its product is annotated as ADP-ribose pyrophosphatase, mitochondrial. NCBI's taxonomy places the organism in Eukaryota, Metazoa, Arthropoda, Insecta, Hymenoptera, Braconidae. The record is from RefSeq and is a predicted model, not a curated record. The coding region runs from base 91 to 1071 and encodes 326 amino acids. Gene Ontology annotation, molecular function: ADP-ribose diphosphatase activity. The transcript is spliced from 4 exons.